UAGGCUCAAUUACUUUAACCAGGUAAGAGGUUAUUGACAUGCAGAAGGUUUUUCCAGUUGGAAUUUUUGUUUGUUUGCACUAAAGACGUUUUUCACUUGCAUACAGUUGCAAUCUGAAAAUUAUCAUGGAAAGAAUAAUGUCAACACUUUGUAUUGUCUUUAUGGUACUUUUCUCAAUUUUACAAGAAGGAUGUUCACAAACACAGCCGGAUGAAAAAAAGAAAAAAGGUGUUGGUAAAGAAGGCGGAGGCGGAGGUGACCCCCAUUUCAUGCUUAGAAUUGACAGUCUUGAUUUUCCAGUGUGUUUCGACAUUGAUGCACGUGAAGGGGAUGUCAUUCGGAUGCUAAAAGAUCCAAUUUCAGGUAUUACAAUAAAUGGUGGCAUUGUUGGAUCAAACAAGAAAAAAGCGGACGGAAGUUCCAAGACUUUCAUUGGUGAACUUUUUCUACAAACACGUAAUGUUGAGAUCCACAUCAAGCCAGACGACAUUACUUUCAAUGGCGCAUCGUUAGCUUGGAAUGAAGAACAUGUCUUUGAAAUGAAUAAUAUAAAAAUAAACUUUAAUGGAAAUGGACACCAUGGCAAUACAAUGUACAUAGAACUUGGAAAUGACGUCAGUAUGGAGAUUCGUCGACUCAUGAAGGAAGAUUCGGGUCUGAAUGUCAACUAUUUGAAUAUGAACAUAGACAAAGAAACAGGAAUUUCGGAUAAAGCAGAGGGUAUCUUGGGUCAAUUUGUACACAAAAGGACAACGCUGAAGAAGAUCAGCAUUGACAAGCAAGGCAGAAAACGUGGCCAUUUCAGAGAGAUUGAAAACGGACAUAAAACACAUUUUAAAGCAAUUUUACACCAGCUGCCAGAUGUUAUUACCGGCGAAAUGGUCUGGUGUUGGAAUGUCCACAGGAGAACAGAAGGACUGCUUGAUGGUCAUUUGAGCGAAUACUUUGCUUCUGAUAUUACUUCCGCAUAAAGAAAAAAAAGUCUCAUGAUUUCAUGCAUGCGUAGUACUGUGAAACUAGCAUGAUAAUGUCCUCAAACUUUAAAUAUCGUUUGACUUUUUUAGUUGUUCCUUAUUAUGAAAAUACUAGUACUUUAGUUUUCGAGAUCUUUAAAUUGUUCAAGAAAUUCAUAAUAUUGAUCUAUAAUAAUUAUUAUAUCAAUUUACAUGUACAUUGUUCAAAAAUUAAACACAUUGUUAAACUGCAUGUAAAUAUAUAUGAAGGACAAAUUUUGAAAAAAUCAUUGCAAAAAGAAAUAUUUAAAUACUUACCAGUAUUCAUACGAAUUCUUGCACAGUAUCAAGUGAGACGCCACACUCCUCAACUCAAGACGAUGAACAUUUUCAAAUUUUCAAUAUUUGUAAUUACUUAUAUCUUAAAAAAUGUCUUCCUUGUUCUAACAAUUCGGCAUGAUUGCUUCAUAUCUUAUGCUACAUGGCGAAAUUUAUAAACGGCAUGGACAUCUGGGUCCAUAAUUGAAGAACUUAGGAAAUACGACCCGUUUAUGGUUUUUGAAAUUCAUUGCCGUUCAAACAAGAUUUUUUUUAUUUGCAUCGGCUUCGAAGAUAGAUUUUGUAGGAAUUGUUCAAGUACAUGUAUGUAUGGUUUCAUUCUGCUUAAUAUUUGUAUAAAUUGUAUGUAAAAACUGUAUAUAAUACUAUUCAAAUUGUGUUUCUCAUUAAAAUUAUUUUUUAAUAAAUUUUCUAUUUUUCAA
Molecule: messenger RNA, 1714 nt
Organism: Mytilus californianus (California mussel)
Lineage: Eukaryota; Metazoa; Mollusca; Bivalvia; Mytilida; Mytilidae
Product: inter-alpha-trypsin inhibitor heavy chain H2-like
Exons: 5
Coding region: 126-971 (281 amino acids)
Biological process (GO): hyaluronan metabolic process
Molecular function (GO): serine-type endopeptidase inhibitor activity
Source: RefSeq, a predicted model, not a curated record